AUGGCCACCUCCGCCUGCACGUGGCCAAGAGCCGUCUUCACCGGCGGGUCGCCCGGCUCCCGGCGGGGAGGGCUGGUAGAGACGGCAGUCAGCCUGUGGAGAGACGGGCUGGCUGAGACCGGGGAACUAGGGGGCACAGCGAGCGCUCUUCCCUCUGGCGUUGUGAGUGGUCAGCGGGCUUCUUCCGCUGCAGGGGGCCAAGGACUAGGGAGAAGCCCUUCCAAGUGUCCUUACACGGGCUGGCCGGGCCUGGGCUCCGGGGGGCUCCGACUGCAGGAGAAGGGCUUCCUUGGCCCCUGCUGCCCCGUGACUGAGUCCCCGAGUCCUCAGGGCCCCGCGUCCAGGCUUGGGCCCGUGCCACUUCCAGCCCCAGCCCCGGGCCCCACCCUGUCCCAGGCCCCGAAGGUCUUCGCUUCUGUGCGGGCUGCUGCCUCCCGGGAUGGCCCUUGCUCCUCGGCUCGUUCCGCUGUGAGGUCCUGUUCACCCUGCUGGUUUACAGAAAGGAAGGUUCCUUCGUGGAACUUGUUUGCCGCCCUGAAACUCUGGAAGGGACGCCUCCUCUCCUCCUUUCUAAAUAGCUCGGGAGGCUGGAAGCCUGUUUUCGUGGAAACGCAGCUCUUCUUGCGGCUGUUGACUGCCUUUCUGUGCAUCAGCAGAGGUGGGUGGGAGAGACGCUUCCCCUCCCCCCAGGCAUCCCCUGAAGCCGCCACAUCUUGCCCGCCCCCCAUGCUGGCUUCUUGGAGAAAUGACCCACGUGACCAGGCUCAGGCCUGUGACAGUCAACAGCACACACGUGGUGACAGGGCCUCGAGAGGUGAACACCUGUGUCGCUGUGCUGUGUUCUGCCACCACAUGGGGCCUGUCCCCCUCCACUCCAGCACCGCCUGCCUUUGGCCUCGAGAGCCUGGCGGGAGUUCGAAGGUCGCCUCUCUGUUUUCUCAUGGAACCGUUUCCCCCUGUUUGUUCCGUGAUGGUGCUUUGGGCAACAAAAUACAAAAUAUCAACUCAGAGUGA
Molecule: messenger RNA, 1014 nt
Organism: Balaenoptera ricei (Rice's whale)
Lineage: Eukaryota; Metazoa; Chordata; Mammalia; Artiodactyla; Balaenopteridae
Exons: 4
Coding region: 1-1014 (337 amino acids)
Source: RefSeq, a predicted model, not a curated record